Haliotis rubra (blacklip abalone) is the source of this 735-nucleotide messenger RNA. RefSeq names its product ubiquinol-cytochrome-c reductase complex assembly factor 2-like. The transcript has a single exon. Gene Ontology annotation, cellular component: mitochondrial matrix. The record is from RefSeq and is a predicted model, not a curated record. Gene Ontology annotation, biological process: mitochondrial respiratory chain complex III assembly. The coding region runs from base 34 to 390 and encodes 118 amino acids. NCBI's taxonomy places the organism in Eukaryota, Metazoa, Mollusca, Gastropoda, Lepetellida, Haliotidae.
UAGAGUAACCUCCCCUUGAGUUAUGAAAGCAACAUGGCUACAGCAAGGUACAGGCAGUUUCUCAGACUGUGCGAAGAAUGGCCAUUAGAUAAGACCAAAACUGGAAGAGAUCUUGCUACUGUGAUACGUCAAAGAGUUGGUGAAGCUUUCAAACAGGGUGAGGCCUCACAGAUAAAUGAAGCUCAAUGUGAUGAAGCAUUUGAACAUUUGAACAAAAUCAACAUGAAUGCUUUCAAACAGAAAUAUGAAAGGACAUCAGAAACUGGUGCCACGGGAGCUGUGAAGGAACAGUGUACACUUGUAGUAUCUACAGAGGCUCUGGAGGAGCUUAACAAUGCAGAUAUGGGGUUUGUUGCAAAGAUGAAACGGACUCUUGGAUUUGCAGGUUGAACUGCAUAUUCAACUCAACUCUGCCCACAGUAUUCUUUCUAAUCUGUCACCGGUGGUUCUACAUUGCAAUCACAAUGACGACAGGUUUAAUUAGAUGAAGUAUAAGGAAAUACUGACAUUUUAUUUCACUUUGUUAAAAGCCAAAGUGGUGUGAAAUAUCCCCAUGUUUGUUCAGUCAAGAAAUACCUGAUAUGUGUGUGCAAUUUCUUUAUUACAAGUAACUAAAAUGUGUGAUCACUGUGAACAAUGAUGCAGAAGGCAUCCAUGAAUGCUGAACUUAGACAAAUGUAAACACAGUCAAAAGUGAAGUUGUGAAAAGAUUGUUUGAAUAAAACAAAAAUCAUA